AUGGCGCGUCUGGACCUGGACGAGCUGCUGAAGGUGGCACCAGAAACUGUGGACCCUGAUGACGAGUAUAAUGCGCCGACGAGCUCCGAUGGAGAGAGUGCGAGUGACAACGAGGCGCACGAAACGGAGAGCCGUCGUCACUACGUCGAUGUCGGGCCUAGCGAGAUGCGUCGCCGCGCCCGCCUAACCGAAUCAGAUAAACUAGAGCAUCCCAAGUACAAGGGCACGCGCGUCUCUCGACACGACAUGUUUGGAGAUGGAUCACAAUCAGAUGAAGACAGCAUGGCCGAUGACACUGAGGACGGCGAGGACUAUCAAGAUGCACAGGAGGAGGAAGGAGAAGACGACGAUGAUGAGGUAGAUGGCGAGGAGGAGGAUGGCGAAGAUCCCGACGAUGAAGAGGAAGAAGAUGAGGAGUUCGAUGAGGACGAAGAGGAGAAAGAACAGGUCCAAGCGCGCCCGUCCAAGCGCUCUUCUAUGGAGAAGAACCGUGAGCCCCAUGUUUCCGGGGAGGAAGUUAUUCCCAGUACAGCAGCUACGCUGGCCUCGCAAGAGCAGGAAUCCCGCACACUCAUGCAGCAGCUCCAGGAACGGCGCUCUCAGGACGCCAAGAAAGGUCGACACGUACAGAAGCAGAUACGCAAUUGGGAAAAGACCUUGCGACUGCGCAUUGCUCUGCAAAAGGUGAUUUCAGGCCUUGCUAGGUUGCCGCCGCCCGAUAUGAUGGCCGAGUACGUCGCCGCGGCGCCUGGCACAGAAGAGGAUUUGGAUGCUAGUGCGGCUGAGCUAGAAGACAUGGCACAAACUCUUCUGACAGUGCGCCUUCAUCUCUGGAAACAGAACCUUCCGGCUGUUGCUACCGAGCUGGACAGCGUGAAUACCGAAGCAAGUAGCGCCAAGGCGCUGUCCGACCUGGAAGCCUGCGUUGAGCCACAGCGGCGGAUGUUACUUUCUCGCUGGUCGUCCAAGAUCGCUGCUGCGCCUGACUCUCGUUCCACUAGUGCAUCUGCGCGUCUGCAGCUGCGUGCGAUGAACCAGAGCGUUGUCGAGCAGAUGGACCAGGCGCUCGCAGGCGACGGUAUGGACCGCCUCGUUGACCGCACGCGUGUGUGGCGAGGCGACGAUACGGCGCGUCUGGGAGUCACACAACCAGCAGACGAAACUGCAUCGCGACCUACCGAUGUGAAUGUGUUUGAUGACAGCGACUUUUAUGCACAAUUGCUGAGAGACCUGAUCGACAACGCCAGCAUUGUCGAAGCCGGCAUAUCUGCCACCGCUUCAGACGUGCUUCAGUCACGAAAACGCAAGCGGAACGUUGAUGUUCGUGCGUCCAAGGGCCGUCGUAUUCGCUACGACGUUAUCGAAAAAGUCCAGAACUUUAUGCCGCCGAUCCCCCGCGUCACGUGGGACGAUGCGCAGGCUGAGCGACUGUUCGCGCGCUUGGCAUCGGUGGUGCCACAGGGCAAGGCGGCCGAGACUCCUGUCGACGAGGACGUGCAGAUCGACGAGGAAUUCCGCCUCCUAGGCUGA
Molecule: messenger RNA, 1530 nt
Organism: Malassezia sympodialis ATCC 42132
Lineage: Eukaryota; Fungi; Basidiomycota; Malasseziomycetes; Malasseziales; Malasseziaceae
Gene: BFR2
Product: rRNA-processing protein BFR2
Biological process (GO): maturation of SSU-rRNA from tricistronic rRNA transcript (SSU-rRNA, 5.8S rRNA, LSU-rRNA)
Cellular component (GO): nucleolus; nucleus
Source: RefSeq, a predicted model, not a curated record